GAACGGAUUUAUCCAAAAUUUGAUACUUCAAUUUCCGUAAGGAAGACUUUCUUUUUGCGCUACGGUUGAAUGAUGCCAAGGAAAAGUCAAAUGACAUGUGAAGCAGUAGAAAUCUUGACUCCUUCCAAAGCAACAGCCGCCCACCUGUGAAUGAACUAAUGGUUACUGGAGCAGAGGGAAGCGUAGAAAAGUAUGGCAAGUUGGAUGAGGGACUGGUAUUCCUUCCGCGAGAUGGGAUGGACCACAGAAACCAGAUUGCUUGCAAGCAAACGAACCUCGGGAAUAUGGUUUGGCAAAGAAGGGAGGGAGGAGAAAAAACAAGAGGACCAAAUUUGAAGGAGAGAUAAGAGGCUGGAAUGGUAGACUCGUGAAACGACGAGCAUGAAAGCGAGUGGUGGUCGCCCAAAGAUUUGAUCUUUUGUUGUUCUGGUUUCUCAAUAUGUUGUUGUUCUUCGUGAGGUUGUGCAACAUGUUGUGAACCUUUUGCUGCAAGUGAAGUCAAAGCUGGGAAAGAAAGGACUCGUGAUUGAAGAAAGCAAAGAAUAGGCCACAGAGAGAGAUCACAGAGGGAGCAGAACACCAAAAAGGAGGCAUCUUGGAGCAGAAAACCCACCCUAAGAUUCAAGGACAGCCGAUGAGCCCUUGCCUUGACCCAUCGCCGCCUGCGUUGCUGCUUCUACUCCCUUUCUGAGGCGGAAAGGAGACGCCUUUGGGGCAUGGAAGUCCCAGCAGACGAGCUGCUGAAGAAGAUCCAGGAGCUGGAGGCGGGGCAUGCGCAGCUGAAGCAGGAGAUGUCGAAGCUGGUGCCCGCGGAUGGUCACCGAGCGGGCCGAUCCGAAUGCGGCCUAUCCCACUCGGUGUCGCCUCAGCGGACGACGGCGCCGCUGCAGCGGCGGAGGAGCGGAGGCCUCGAGGGGGCCUCACCGCCCCGGGGGAAGGUCUCCGGCUCCUUCGGCCACUCGUCGAGGCUGCAGUUGGAGAGCCAGGGGACAAGCAGCUCCACCGAUGGUGCGGCCGGCCUCGGCCUCUCGGAAAGGCAGUACCUGAAAAUUCUGCAGUCGAUGGGGCAAUCGGUCCAUAUAUUCGAUCUCGACGGCAGGAUUAUAUAUUGGAAUCGGUCAGCGGAAAAUCUGUAUGGAUAUUCUGCAUCUGAAGCUCUUGGUCGGAAUGCAAUUGAGUUGCUUGUUGAUGUAUGUGAUUUCAACAUUGCUAGUAACAUAGUUCAACAUAUAACUACCGGAGAGAGCUGGACCGGGAAGUUCACCGUGAAGAACAAGUUAGGAGAACGUUUUCUAGCUAUUGCCACCAGCACCCCCUUUUAUGAUGAUGAUGGUAGUUUGGUUGGCAUCAUUUGUGUUUCAAGUGAUUCAAGGUCCUUUCAGGACUCGGCAUCCCCUCCAACCGCCACCAACCCACGGGCAUCUGCCUGCAGUACUGCAAGUCGACCAAGAAUAAGUUUUAUUAAUAAGCAUGGAUCUGAUCCUCAGCAACCCAUCCAGGUUGCUAUUGCAUCCAAAAUUACAAACCUGGCCACUAAGGUUACAUGCAAAGUUCGUUCUCGAAUAAAGCUAGGCGAAAACAAUUUGGAACGUGAGAUUCGAACCAGAGAUAGCCAGUGUUCUUAUCACAAUGCAAUUUCAUCAGGCCACAAGGAGGAUGGUGCUCCAAGUGGAGCUAGCACACUUACAAGAGAUGUACCACCUUGCGCAUGUGGCAGGAACUCUGCUAUGAUAGAGGAAAAGUCUCCUGGCAAAGCAACUAAAGUAAAAAAUGAUGAAGAUGAAGGAAAAACAGGCAUAUACAAGAUCAUAAGCAAGACAGAGGCAUUAUUUGCCAAUAAGGGGAUAUCAUGGCAUUGGAAAGGGCAUGAGCAGGAUGGUAAUGAUUCAAAGCAUCGAUUUGUCUGGCCAUGGCUGCAUGGUAAUCAAGAAAAUGACAGCAAUUAUCCAAAGGCAUCUGAAUUUGGUGCAAGAACAGAAACUCAAGUAACUGAAAAUAACCGGACAGGCAAUAAUGAAGCUUCUGGGUCCUGGUCCUCUCAUAAUGCAAACAGCAUAAGUAGUGUUAGUAGCAGUGGGAGCAUCGGCGGCACUGCUGUUCAGAAGGCGGAUAUCAAUACUGACUGCUUAGAUUAUGAGAUCUUAUGGGAAGACCUUACAAUUGGAGAACAAAUAGGUCAAGGUUCUUGUGGGACUGUAUAUCACGCUUUGUGGUAUGGAUCGGAUGUGGCAGUUAAAGUAUUCUCAAAGCAGGAAUACUCUGAUGAAGUAAUAUUUUCCUUUAGACAAGAGGUGUCACUCAUGAAGAGGCUACGACAUCCGAAUAUACUACUUUUUAUGGGUGCAGUUACUUCUCCUCAUCGCCUUUGUAUUGUGACAGAAUUUCUUCCACGUGGGAGUUUAUUCCGUUUACUGCAAAGAAACACAAUGAAAUUGGACUGCAGACGGCGUACUCUCAUGGCUCUAGAUAUUGCAAGAGGGAUGAAUUAUCUUCAUCAUUGCAAUCCUCCUAUCAUCCAUCGUGAUUUGAAGUCAUCAAAUUUGUUGGUUGAUAAGAAUUGGACAGUCAAGGUUGGUGAUUUUGGCCUUUCACGUUUGAAGCAUGAAACUUGCUUAACCACGAAAACUGGGAAAGGAACGCCACAAUGGAUGGCUCCGGAAUGUCUUCGAAAUGAACCUUCAGAUGAGAAGUCGGAUGUGUACAGCUAUGGCGUAAUACUUUGGGAACUUGUCACUGAGGAAAUCCCUUGGUAUAAUCUCAAUUCAAUGCAGGUCAUCGCAGCUGUGGGAUUCAUGAACCAAAGGUUAGAUCUCCCCAAAGAUCUGGACCCACAAUGGGUAUCGAUAAUCGAGAGCUGUUGGCAUAGCGAACCAAAAUGUCGACCAAAUUUCCAAGAACUUAUAGAAAGAUUUAGAGAUUUGCAGAGACAACAUGCUGUCCAGUCUCACAUGCAGCGUCCCACGCCCAGUGAAACAGCACCAAGUACUGCAAAAGCAAGCUCUCAAGAUGGGAAUGAGCCGGAGUAGUUUACAAGGCGGCAUUUUGUAUGAAACAACCCCACAAGAGUAUCAACCUUUGUCUCUCUAGGAGUGCUUCUCAUUCUAUCAUCUGAGGGAUUAGCAAUUGGCCGCAGAUCCUCUGAGAAAAAUGUAGCUAGCUGCAUUUUUUCUUAGCUCAGCUGCAUGCUAUAAUUUCAGAUUUUUUUUCACACCUACCUUCUGUCUGAUCAAAAGAACAUGACAGAUACACAGUCAAGCUUGUUUUUUACAGUACAAUUCAUUCAAUCACAAACUAAGACAACAAUCUUUCUA
Messenger RNA from Musa acuminata subsp. malaccensis (wild Malaysian banana), 3311 nucleotides. Its product is annotated as serine/threonine-protein kinase 12. The record is from RefSeq and is a predicted model, not a curated record. Gene Ontology annotation, biological process: signal transduction; protein phosphorylation. NCBI's taxonomy places the organism in Eukaryota, Viridiplantae, Streptophyta, Magnoliopsida, Zingiberales, Musaceae. Gene Ontology annotation, cellular component: cytoplasm. Gene Ontology annotation, molecular function: protein kinase activity; ATP binding.